Messenger RNA from Aplysia californica (California sea hare), 6296 nucleotides. Its product is annotated as probable serine/threonine-protein kinase drkD. NCBI's taxonomy places the organism in Eukaryota, Metazoa, Mollusca, Gastropoda, Aplysiida, Aplysiidae. Bases 860 to 2485 code for a protein of 541 amino acids. Gene Ontology annotation, cellular component: nucleus. Gene Ontology annotation, biological process: regulation of transcription by RNA polymerase II. The record is from RefSeq and is a predicted model, not a curated record. The transcript is spliced from 5 exons. Gene Ontology annotation, molecular function: protein dimerization activity; DNA-binding transcription factor activity, RNA polymerase II-specific; RNA polymerase II cis-regulatory region sequence-specific DNA binding.
AUUUUACUGGUAGAUUAUUAGAUUAUAACGUAUUGUACUUGGUACUUGGAAAGAUUAUAAGAUUUCAGCCAUUAGCCUACAGACAUAAAUAAUUUAGCAGAAUCUCAGUUGCAAAGAAUGCAUAACACCGCUGUUAUAUUUAGACCAAUCAGCUGACAGCCACAAAUCAGCUGAUUCUUUGCAACCUCGAAUAAGGCCGAGAACAUCGACCGUCUGACGUCUCGACGUCAUUCCUGGCAGAGAGGGGAAAAUAACAAAACAAAGCUAUUGUCCUUACAUAAUGUGUAAAUAUUAAGUAUUUGUCCUGAUUUGUUUCCUAUUUACCCUUGGUACAUGUUUUUAAAGGUUAUAAUGACAAUAAAAUGCAACCAAAACGAUUUAACAGAAAAAGAACCAAAAUUUACUCCCUUACUCUAUUUUCUCCUUUCACUGCGUACUUGCUGGCAGCUCGCCAAGGCAAGCCGAACAUUUGUUUAUUUUAGCUUUCCCGCGUCUUGCCAACGGAACUACUUUUUAUCAUUGAUUCCGCAAGUAUCCGCGAUGUAAAAUAAACCAGCAUGUUUUAGCCAUUUAUUUUGUAACGGAGCCCCAAAAGUGUUUCACUUAACUUUUUUGAGUAGUAAAUAUUAAUAUAGAAAAUGUUUGGUACCAUUGUAAUCCUUAACUUUCCCCUAAUUUCGUUUUUGUACUGUCAUGGGUUACUAGUUGCUGAUGUGAAUUGACCAACAGCUGUUUCCCGCCAAUUAUUACUCAUUCUACCCCAGCUUACGUCGGGAGUUGUACACGUCGGUCUUCGCAAUCGUAAACAAACUUGUUUUUCCGUAAAAACAAUCGUUGAAAUUUGUUGGAAGUGUAUUUCAUGAUGUCAGUGGAUAUAAGGAACAGUGAAAGACGACGCUUUUCUGAAUUGGAGGCAAGGGAGAAAGAAAUUGCUGCAGGACUCGUCAACAGAGUAUCCCCGCCUGUGUCACCAAAGGCUCAACAGGAAAAUGAAAAAAGAAUGAGGAGGGAAAUAGCCAACAGUAAUGAGCGAAGACGCAUGCAAUGCAUCAAUGCUGGAUUCUCUUCCUUGAGGGCACUCAUUCCUCAGUUGGAGGGAGAAAAAUUGAGCAAGGCGGCCAUCCUCCAGCACACCACGGAGUACAUCACGUCCCUGGAAAAGGAUAAGACCCGCAUGCAGCUCCAGGUGGAGCAUCUGAAGCAUGUGCUGGCUGAGCUGGGCCAGGAACGGGUCGUGACUGACCCCUACAUCUCCAGCUCUCCGCCGCCCAGCAAGCGAAAAAAGCGAGAUACAGCAGAAUCCUCGGAUGAAGGAGUUGGGUCAUUAUCGGAUGGCUCUGAUGAAGGAGGCACAGAGCUACGCCAGGAGAAUGUGGCUUUGCAGCACCAACUGGAGGUAGAACGACAGCGGUGUGCCAGUCUGGAGGAGCAUAAUCGUCGGCUGGAGGAUCAGCUGUACUCACUGCUGCAGAGGCAAUCGGCUCAGGCAAUAAGGGAGCUGCAGCCUGUGAAGCUAGAAGCCGCCCACUCUCUGACGCCACACGAGCCAAUGUACAGCAGGGAGGUGGUUGAAGUAAUUGCUUCCCGGGAUGUCAGACCACCAUCUCCUCCCCCUCGUCCACUCUCGCCCACCCCAGAGAGAGGGAUGGCUAUGGACAUAUCAACACCUCCAAUGGACACGUCAAGGCACGAGCAUUCGCCGCCCGCAGCGCCCUCUCCCAUCAAACCUCUCCCCAUUCAAAGUCCAGCUCUGGAUAGUAAUAACAGUAGUGUGGGAGGUCUUGUUCAGCCCACGGUGGGAGGUCUUGUGCAGCCCGCCGCUAGGGUCAAUCCCCCGAGUGUGCCAGAGGGUCGCGUUCCUCAUCAUCAUAAUUACUGCCAUCGGGACCACCCUCGUCGUCGCCAUCGCCAUCAGGCGCAGUUGGAGCAGCAGCAGGCUGAAGAAGAGCUACGGCUUCAACAACAGCAGAAGCAACAGCUACAACAACAGCAGCAGCAGAGUCAGCAGGCGGUGCCGGCUCAGAGCUUAGAAAAUCUAGUAGAGGCUAUCCGUCAGAUUGAAGGGGAUGGUGUGUUGUGUCAGAUGGAGGGAGAGCGUAUGGUGUGCGACGAGAGAAAGCUGUACGAAGAGGAGCAGAGACUUUACACUAAACGCCAGUCCAUACCCACGACGGAGGAGAGUGAGCGGGAAACGAGCAGCAUUAGUGACAUGGACGAGUUCAAAUCGGAGGGUUCUGGACGGGACUCCCCCAUUCAACACCAUCACCAUCAUAUGGUUCACCUGAAACAGCAGCAGCAGCAACCAGUCAUCAUGUCCAGUCAGCCUCCUCCCCCUCCCCCUCUCAGCACCACCAACUCCAGCAGCAUCCACAACUCUGGCUCCAGCAGUUUCUCGGAGAAGUACCCCAUCGCUAGCCACCUCCUACACAGGCCCCUCCACCCAUCAUUCUACAACAGGCCUGGAGUCAUCGUUCACAAGCAGUAGCUUUGCAACAACAUUUACACACUCUGGGGCAAGUCAGGACUUCAUUGUCAUAUUUCUCUCUCCUUACACUGGAAACAACUCACGCUCUUGACUUUGGAUUUUAGAAGGAAAGGAUUAGGAGCUCUGACAACUUUGUUUACCACCCCUCUUAUAUAAUGUAGUAACUUUGGAUCGCACUUAAGAAUUUAUCUACACAGAAAGGCAUUACUUUUAAAAAAUCAAGAAUUACUCUGCUUUUUGCUCAGAAGGAUUAUGCAUUUUCUUUCGUUUUGUGCAAGGGAUAAUUCACAUCAAACUUUGAAGGGAAAAAAGGAUCGUCAGCUUCGGUACACUGGACUCUCGUCAUUGCAAGCAUUUGCGCAGCUUUGGAUUGUUUUGUCUUGGAUUAAUUUUAAUUUUUUUUUCAAUUUUAUGAUGAGCGACACAUAGAUAUGUGUGCUUGGCUGUAAAGGAAAGACAUCACAUGUCACUAAAGGUGAAGUAUUAAUGAUUAUGGAAUUUUUUAAAUUUUUUUUUCAGUUCUGCUUUUAAUUUUGUAAAAAAUCGAUUUUUCUUUUAUUGUAAAUACUGAUGUUUUGAAUGAUGAAGUGAGUUUUUGCCACUUUCAAAAUUGUGUUGAACACAAGUGAUACUAUUCUGUUAAGGUUCCUGUUAUUUUUUAUUUUUUUUAAAUUUGUGUCCAAAAUGUUCUCUGAAAAUUGGUGGGGGAAAAAAUGUAUAUAAAUGGUAAUCUUUGAACUACAGAGCACUUUUCAAAUAUGUAAGUAGGGCAUUUGUCCUUGCUUUUUAUGGUAUCUACUGUCAAAGGUGGGAAUAAGAACAGAAUCUAUCGUUUGAAAUGCUAACUGCUUGAAAGAAUUUUAACACAAACAAGGAAGUUGUUGAGAUGUUAAGUAUAUCUAGUCCUUUUUUAUUUUUAUUUUUUAAAUUUUAUUUUUACUUAUUUGUUGGGUUUUUUUCUGCUUAUAAAGUUUUAGAACAUCAUUUAGUUGUCACGACUCAUGAGUUGAGAUAUGUAGUAUUGGUUAGGUUUGGUUUGUUUUACUUCCAUUGGUGGUAAACUUAAAUGUGACAAGGUUAAGAAUGAGAAUGAGUUAAAGUAUUUGUCAAGUGAGAAGAGAGUUGCCUUUGUUCAUUCCCUCUUCAAUCUUAACUGGAGUUCUCCAAUUUCAUUCAACAUAACUCGUUGCCUAUUUCACGUAUUUAAUACCAUAAGCGUCAUUAUGCAUUGUAAUAUUACUCAGUAAAUUAUUUAUUGCUUAUGCAUUUUACGGAUUGCAUGAGCCUUCAUAUCUCAUAUUAUUUUCUCAUAUUCUUCAUUCAUAUUUUUUAAAACAUGUUCACUGUUAAGAAGCCAAAAUCUGGUUUAUCAUUAUGUAGGAAACAUACAUAAAUGGUAAUCUAUUUUUAUACAAAAUGUCAGACAAAAAAAAUUCAAAAAAAGAUGAUGUACAUAGUUUUGUUAUUUAUUCCCUAUUUUGUUGUUAUUUCUUUUUUUUGUUUUUUGGAAUGUUGAGAUUGAAUGUUUAAUUGAUUAGGGGGAGCACCCCUGUUGCCUAUUUAUUAUUACUUUGAAUUUCAGAGUAGAUUCCUGCAUCAACAGAAGUGCCAACUCCUUUUGUUGUUGUUGUCAGGAGUUUUAGUGACUUUCAAAGGAAAGGAAAAAUUUGACUGACGUUAAGCUAGCUUUCUCUCCCCCUUUUUCUGCUCCCUCCCUUUCCUCCAAACACCACCACCCCCUUCUUUCUCUCUGUCUCUUUUUUUUUUUCUUUUUCUCCCUCCCCCCACCCUCUCCUUACCUUUUUCCACUCGUCUUUUUUUUCUCUUUCUCGUUUAAUCUGCUAAGAACUCUGUUGAUACAGGAAUUUGUCAAGAUACGGUUCAUCUGUUUUUGUGUGGUUUCCUUCCUUUCUAACUAAUACCAGUUACUAAUGGAGAUUCUUAAAAAGGUUGAACAUUUAUUAGAAACCGUGACUACGUCACAGAAACUCGCAAAGACCUGUUACUGUUUCUUUGAGAUACUUCAGUGACUUUUAUGACAUUUUACAAAGAUCAAAUGCCUCUGGUGACUGAUUAUGUGGUAUUCAUAUUGAAUGGUUGGACUGCGAGAAACAUUUUGCAUUAUUUUAUAAUUUUUCCAAGGGAUACAGAAAAGGACCUAAUUUACACUUUUUUGUGUACAAUUGUCAUGCAAUAGGCUUGCAUGUGCAAUUAACAUUUGUUGACUGUACUUGUGGUGUAUGUCUCAGCCGAUAUGAAAACAAUCUGUGUGGUUUGUUCUGCGGUGGUUAGUGGUGCUGGUUGGUGAGGUGGGCCAGAGUCGCAUACGGCUCUGGCCAAAGGCGAUGCACACAGCAAUGCAAAGCACUUGUAUCCAGUUUGUCCUUUGUCUGGCAGCUCUUUGCUCGCCAGCAGUUACAACUGAUAUGAAUUGUGCUCACCCUGUUUCUGUGUUGUAGCUUAUCUGUUUUAAUUCUUCAGAAAAUAUUAGCUUUAUUUUUGCUGUUAACUUAAAUAUUGAACUUUAGCGAACAAGAGGUUGGGUUGAUUUUUUUCCCCCCUAAAUAGACACAUUUGAUUUGAUUGGACUUGUUUUUAAAAUAUCAAAAUUGACAUCGAAACUCCUGGUUUUGUUACAGUUGAUAAUUUAAUGUACUUUCUGCAGUGACUUCCAAGUUUUGUCAUUUUAAAAUUGUUUUUUUUCCUUUUUUUUUUUUUUUAACAUGUAAAGUUUCUGGAAUGUUUGAUGUCAGCUUAUAGAUGUUAACUGUUAAGCUGUGAGCGGUCUGAACAUACAGCUUUUGUCAUUGAACUUGGAAUGUGUUUAUGCGACAUAUACAGCUUGUUGCGCUUGUGUACUGGAAAUAACUGAGAAGUAGUGCGAAGAUGGUGAACGACUGCCACGUUUAUUUCUGUAUUCAGGAUUCCUUUAUACUUUUUGUUUGGACUUGUAUUUUUUGUUCUGUUUAUGUGAUUUGUGCUUCAUGUGUUCAUGUAUCUAUGUGAUAGAUAACUUUUGUCAAAACUGCCUUCUUUUAAGGUGGAAUUUUUUUUCCCUUCUUGCCUUCAUUACGAUUCACAAGAUUUUACAGUACUAGAAAAAAUAAGAAAUGAAAGAGCUACUUAAAAAUGAAAAAAGAAAGUUGUUUUGAGGCAUUAUAUUCAUUAUAGUAGUUCUUGUUAGCAAUUCUGAAUCUUCACCAUUCAAAAGCCAAGCACCUUCAGAUGCUUGUUGAUGGUGGUGUAGGGGAGGAUGUCUAUUAAGCUUGUGAGUCUCUUUCUCCCUUUAUCCUGCUUCUCUCCGCCUUAUUGUCGAGGUCUAGUUUGUAAAUACUGUACAAUGCUAAGAGAUGAGUUCUCUGUCAGUCUGGUAGCCUAAUGCUUACGAGUGUCAAAAAACUAUUUUCUUUUUUUAAUAUACCCUCUCCUCGCUGCCUCACUGGUAUUUUAACAUGCUGAGUGGCUUUGGUUUUUAAAAAAAGGACCAGUCCAACUAUUUUUAUUGAUCUAUUGACUGAAUUUAGUGUCAACAAAUUUGCUCUGUUAUUACGAAUGUAUAAAAUUUUAAUGUACUUUGUUUUCUUUGUGAAUCAAACAAGGCAAGAGGGAAAAUAUUUCGGCUAUUUCCCUGUUUUUAUUUCAGCGAUAAGGGUGUUCUAUUUUGGGGAAGUAAUUUUUUUUCCAAAGGGGGAUGUCAGUUGCUUUGUUUUGAAUUGGAUUUCAGACAAAUUCUCUGCAAAUUUGUUCUUGCUUUAGAAGUUCGGAAGCCAUGCUUGUGGAUGAACAAAUAAAUUGUUCCUCUUAAUCUGUA